AUUUAGCCCAAUUAUUUUAGAGACUUUAGGGUUUGCCGCCCUCCACCUCCACCUCCACUUGCUCUACUUUGACGCUUCGCCAUUCCUGCUCAGAGGUAUUCCUUCAUCUAACACCGCAACGCCACACAUUUUCCAUGGAUUGUGUUGAUUUCUAUUCACUUUUUGAGGAUUCGGAUGGGAGGACCAUUAGUUCGCCUGCUGCUUCAGAAUUUGACUGUAAUUGUCGGUUCUAAUGUUGUCAAUGGGGAUAUGUGACUUAAGAAAAGCAUACCACAGGAAAAACCAAAGAUGUGAUAGCUGCUCGACUAGUCCUUGUGGAAAUGAAUGUGAGAAUGGAGUUGACACCAAAACAAGGGGAGAAGAGAACGUUUUUGCCACCUGCUUACUAUACACUAAGCAAAGAGGAGAAAAAGAAAGUUUGCAACUCUUUGUUACAUAUGAAAGUCCCAACAGGCUAUUCAUCUAAUGUGAGAAACCUUGUCAAUGUGAAGGAGUUGAAACUUGUUGGUCUUAAAUCUCACGAUUGUUACACUUUCAUGCAACAGUUGCUUCCAGUUGCUAUUCGAGGUGUGUUGCCCAAACAUGUAAGGUUUGCGGGCUCUAUGGUUGUUGGAAGAAAGAAAAAAACUGAACAUCAGGAACAAAAGGGACAAGAAGUACAUGGUGAUGAAGAACACAAUGGAAAAGAGGUUCAGGUGGAUGAGGAACAAAAAAUGUCAGGUUCUCUAGAUACUUCAUCAACGAGGAGCACUCGAGGUCGUACCCAAAUGCAUAAGCUUGAUAUGCAAAGGGUACAAGGAGUGAAGAAAGAGGUACAAUUCAAUGCUUUGGUACAGCCGAUUGGAAAAAGUGCUACAGAACUGCAAAGUUACAUUCAUGUCCUUGCAAGAGAAAAGGUCAAGUUGAAUUUUAAGACAUGGAAACAUGUGCCACAAGAUAUUAAAGAUAAGAUAUGGAACGCUGUUAAUUUGAGCUUCAUUGUUCCGGCACAAUUCAAGAAAAAUUGCUUGAGCUCAGCAAAUGACAAAUGGCAGCAAUAUAAAACACAACUCACAAAUAACUUUAUUUGGAAGAGACUGAAUGAUGAAGAAAACUUGCAUAAACCACCCGCAGGAUAUGAUAUUAUGGGAGAUGAAUGGACUCAAUUUGUGAUUAUCCGCAUGUCUGAAGACUUUAAGAAACUAAGCGAGCAACAAAAGUUACGAAGAAAGAAAAACCUUUAUCCACAUAGGCUUGCUCGUAAAGGAUAUGCGCGUCUUGCUAGUGAAAUUUCAACAGAAUUGAGGAGAUGUUUUGAAGACAAAAUUUACAAAGAUUGAUGAAUAUAUUCAGCAAAAGCAAGAUGGUUUGUUGCAACUUCAAGGACCAAAUGAGGACAUUCUGACACAGUCUCUUGAAUCUAAGGAGCAUGGAGGUCGGGUGAGGGCUAUAGGGGGACAUGUCAAUCCCUCAACAUAUUUCAGAAUGGGUAGAUGGAUGAUGCCUGCUCAUGAGAAAAAUGUUCUUCUAAGCCGACAAGCCAUAGUUGAAGACAGAGUAGCAAAGUUAGAAAAUAUGGUACUUCAAAAUGUUGGCUGUAAUAUUCAGAUUGAAGCAAAACGCAGUUGUAAUGCAAAGGAUGCAAAGGGUGCCAAGAAAAGUGAAGAAGAAAUUGGUGAUAUUCAACAAAAAUUGAAUUUUGAGGAGGAUGAUAAUGAGCUGCAAUUUAUUGACAAGGAAGAUGUCUUGGAG
Ipomoea nil (Japanese morning glory) is the source of this 1731-nucleotide messenger RNA. RefSeq lists its product as uncharacterized. The coding region runs from base 321 to 1319 and encodes 332 amino acids. The transcript is spliced from 8 exons. The record is from RefSeq and is a predicted model, not a curated record. NCBI's taxonomy places the organism in Eukaryota, Viridiplantae, Streptophyta, Magnoliopsida, Solanales, Convolvulaceae.